UCUUCUCCGCCCUUCGUCCCUCCUCGGGCUCCGCCGCCCGCCCCCCGCCUCCGCCUCCCAGUGUCCCAACCCUAGCGGCCGGCGGGCGCGGCGAUGGGCGCCGUCGCCUCCACGGUGGCGGCGCGCUUCGCCUUCUUCCCGCCCUCCCCGCCGUCGUACGGCGUCGAGCCCCCGCCCUCGCCGGCCGCCGCGGCCGCGGACGGCGCGGUGGUGGAGCUAAGCGGGGUGCCCCGCCGGGGCGGCGUGGAGGCGCGGCGGCUGCCGACCAAGCGCGGCACGGAGGUGGUCGCCAUGUACGUGCGCCAGCCCGGGGCGCGCCUCACGCUGCUCUACUCCCACGGCAACGCCGCCGACCUGGGCCAGAUGUACGAGCUCUUCGUCGAGCUCAGCUCCCACCUCAACGUCAACCUCAUGGGUUACGAUUAUUCUGGAUAUGGGCAAUCAUCUGGGAAGCCAAGUGAGCAGAACACUUAUUCAGACAUAGAGGCUGCUUAUAGGUGUCUCAUAGAAACUUAUGGGGCCUCCGAGGAAAACAUCAUUCUGUAUGGCCAAUCAGUUGGCAGCGGCCCUACUUUGGAUUUGGCAUCUCGUUUGCCUCAUUUGAGAGCAGUGGUUCUACAUAGCCCAAUUUCAUCUGGCUUGAGAGUAAUGUAUCCUGUGAAACAUACGUACUGGUUUGACAUAUAUAAGAACAUUGACAAAGUUGCAUUGGUCAAAUGUCCCGUGCUAGUAAUCCAUGGUACGUCUGAUGAUGUUGUCGACUGUUCUCAUGGGAGAGCGCUUUGGGAACUCUCCAAAGUGAAGUAUGAGCCUUUGUGGGUCAAAGGGGGUAACCAUUGUAAUUUGGAACUCUAUCCGGAAUACAUUAAGCACCUAAAGAAGUUCAUCACAGCCAUAGAGAAGUCCCCACCACUGAAAGAUGAAUCUCCAGAAAGCUCAGGUCCUUCAGAUCUUGAAACAGGAUCUGAAAGUAUGGAGAGUUCAAGAAAAAGCACGGAUGUGAGGGACAAAUCAAGGUCAAGCACUGAUCACAGGCGGAGUACAGAUCGCCGGGAGAAACCAAGGAGCAGCAUAGAUAGGAAGGAUAAAAGCAGAAAGAGUGUAGAUCAUCCUGACAAACCACGGGCUAGUGUGGAUCAAUCUGAUAAGCCACGGAAAAGCAUUGACCGCUUUGGAGGGAUGAUGAGGUCGGUCAAAUUGUGCAAUAUUGACUGCUUCAAAGUAACUUCCACUUCUGGGAGCUGAAAAUAGUGGAAGGUUAGUUUUUGUUAGCACACGUGUUUAUUUCAUAUGUAUAAUCUAUUCAAUUGGGUGUUUUAAGUUUUGCUGUGGAAGGUGUAUUGAUUUGGGUGAGGGUUAUGCACACUGAAUUGUUACGUGAGAAGAAAUGAUAAUUCAUUCCUGA
This is a messenger RNA of Hordeum vulgare subsp. vulgare (domesticated barley), 1405 nucleotides long. RefSeq names its product alpha/beta hydrolase domain-containing protein 17C-like. The transcript is spliced from 6 exons. The coding region runs from base 94 to 1245 and encodes 383 amino acids. The record is from RefSeq and is a predicted model, not a curated record. NCBI's taxonomy places the organism in Eukaryota, Viridiplantae, Streptophyta, Magnoliopsida, Poales, Poaceae.